Molecule: messenger RNA, 333 nt
Organism: Soboliphyme baturini
Lineage: Eukaryota; Metazoa; Nematoda; Enoplea; Dioctophymatida; Soboliphymatidae
Source: the annotation of a GenBank genome assembly
AUGAGUGCGAUGUUUGCUGUCAUCGUCGCUGGACGUCCGGUAUUAAUCGUUUUUCAUGUGUCUGAAUUAAAAAAUUUGGACGCCGUGAACCAUGUGGUGGUGUUUCUCACGGGGCAGAUGCAGUUUCCCGGCGGUGUGGCCGGCGGAGGUAAAGUCAACGUCAACCUGCGCUGCUGUUUGUCGAAUUAUAGAGUAACGAGUUCAAAAUUGAAUGGGUGUCUCGAAGCAUUAAUUAUGAAGAAACCACUGUAUUAUUAUUAUCCGCAUACAGAGUCGAAUGUUUUAAACUGUUUAUUCAACUUAAUCCUUUUACGUUGUGUAGCUGAUUGUUGA